This is a messenger RNA of Seminavis robusta, 1523 nucleotides long. The record is from the annotation of a GenBank genome assembly. Lineage: Eukaryota; Bacillariophyta; Bacillariophyceae; Naviculales; Naviculaceae.
AGAGUUCAUUUAUUUGCCUUGGGUACCGCGGUUCCAAAGGACACUCAGUCGUGAAUGACGUAUGAUACUCCUGAUGGAUCAUUCCUCUUUUUUUGAGAAACGAUGGCAAUGAUGUCGGCGUCUCUUGCUGCCUCUCUUCAUUCCUGAGUCAUUUGGAUCAUCGUACCGCAGCUUCUACCAUCAACGCAACGCACUGCGUAGAAUCACUUCUCUCGAUAAUCAACAGUGUCACCACCAUGAAUCUCUUCCUCAAGCUCUUUCUGGUCUCCCUUUCGUUGACCCAACCAUGUGAGGCGUGGGCUCCAUCCUCGGUGGAAUCAAGCUCUGCCUCCAGUGCAGGGACAAAGGAUGGUCUUUCACGUCGCAACUUUAUGGCCACUUCGGUGGCUGGAGCUGUCUUGGCGGGCACUUCCCUGACGGUUCAACCAGCGCCGGCAGCUGCUGCCACCACUGGCCUCGACCUCGUCCAGCCCAAUACUCUCAACGGCAAGGUGGUUGUCAUUACUGGAGCCAGCACUGGAUUGGGGCUGGAAUCAGCCAAGGCAUUGGCCAAGGGUGGCGCCACUGUGGUGUUGACUGCUCGAAGCGAAAAGAAGGGUGCAACUGCCACGGAUGUUGUCAAGCAGUAUCUCCAAGCAGAGGGCGUGCAAAACGACAAGUUAUACACAGUGCUACUGGAUUUGGACGAUUUGGCAAAUGUCAAGUCCUUUCCUGCUCGCUUUGAAAAGACACUGGGAGAAGGAACCAAAAUUGAUGUCCUCAUGAACAAUGCUGGUGUCAUGGCCAUUCCCGAUCGCCAGAUCACCAAGGACGGUUACGAACGGACGUUCCAAUCGAACCAUCUCGGGCACUUUGCCCUCACAGCCAAACUCACUCCUUACCUCAAGAGCGAUGCUCGUAUCAUUAAUGUCUCCUCACUCGCCUAUCAAAUGGCAGGCAAGGGACUCGAUUUGGAUAAUCUCAACGGUGAAAAGGAAUACAGCCAAUGGGGAUCCUACGGGCAAUCCAAACUGGAAAACAUUCUCUUCACACAAGAACUACAACGACGAGCCGAUGCCGAGGGCAUUCCCUUGACAGCUACCAGUUUGCAUCCGGGAGCUGUCAACACGGACCUGGCCCGUAACAUGAUGGGCGGCGAGAAAGUAUGGUACGAGAAGAAAGAAAGAGGACCUACCAAUGCCAUGGAGAAUAUCUUGCAAGCUACAAUCAACAAGACCCUCCUGACGCCGGAACAGGGUGCCGCGACACAGGUUUACUUGGCGGCAACCAACGAUGCGGAAGAGAAGGGAAAAUUCUACUCAGAUCUAAAACCACAAAAGCUGCCAGCCUUUGCCACGGAUGAACAGAUGGCCAAGGCUCUCUGGGAGCAAAGUGAACAACUAUCAGGAGUCAAGUUUUCACUGAAAGGCAAUUAAAAAUUAUUAGUUUAGAACUAGUGCAUCUACACCUGGUUGGAUGGCACUUGUCAAAUUGGAAACCAUUGAUACAUGUAGUUUAGAAAUCAGGAAGAGAGCGUUGCACGA